Messenger RNA from Nothobranchius furzeri (turquoise killifish), 488 nucleotides. Lineage: Eukaryota; Metazoa; Chordata; Actinopteri; Cyprinodontiformes; Nothobranchiidae. The record is from RefSeq and is a predicted model, not a curated record.
CGAUGAGGUGGCAGGAGUUCAUGGUGGGGGUGCAGUGUGGCCUCCUCAUGUUCCCAAUCAACAUCCUCAUCAUCACCAUCUUCCGAAGCAUCCGACCUCGGAUUGUUUCGAAAUCUAAAAACGACGGCUUCACAGAAAAUGUCAGACCGCCUGCCAUCACCAUGCCAACAAUUCUGAGAGAGACUGAGGAGGUGAUUUCUCUGGUGAGCAUGAGUGAGAGAAAUAAGAUGCCAGAGCUGCUGAAGCUGGAGUCCGCUGAUGACCUUUGCCCUGCUUUGGACAGGUUACACAUCUUUAUCCAGCAUAUGCAAGGUAUCAUCAUCUUCUGUAGCCUGUCAGAAAAUUAUAAAGAAAAAAAAUGUAAUCUGUUUGUCAAACUUUUGAAGCACAAAGUGGUUUUCAUGUUAACGGGACAAGCAACCACAUUUUAGAUACCCAAGGGAAAAAAAUAGACCUUGGUCUUGAGUCAGAAAAGGGUAGAAUGCCUU